AUGUCAGUCCGCAUAAAACAGCUGGUUUCUUAUGCAGCGGGGUUUACAAUGCUGUAUGCCGCAUGUGCCUCGACAAUGGGUAUCUUUGCAUGGUCCGAGCUGUUUUUACAUCCACGACUGUCCAAACAGUUCCGCACAGAUGACCCCACGAUAAACAAGACGUAUGUUCCGAAAGAAACAGUCACCGGUUUGCAAUGUUUGGUAAUUGCGUUCCCACUGCCUUUGCUAGUGCUCACUUGGUGGUGUCUCGUAGAAAGCGACUCGAGUGUUCAACAUCGAUAUUUAGCACGUUCUCAAUUGGGUGUCGCCAAACCAGACUGGUUACCAGCGAAACUACAUCUUUACCAUGCCAGCUGUGUGGCUCUUUUGCUGAUCUUGGGGAUAAAUGGCGUUUUAACCAACGGUUUCAAACUAAUCAUUUCGAACGCGAGGCCGGACUUCAUCGCUAGAUGCCAGCCGCAAGAUUCAAACGCUUUGUAUGUGUCAUUUGAUCAAUGUACGCAAACCAAUCGUUGGAUUUUGUACGAGGGGCUCAAAAGUACCCCUAGCGGCCACUCGAGUUUCGCAGCAGCAGGACUGGGAUUCUUGUAUUUAUGGCAAGUACGACACACGCGGGUGUCCAAAUGGAGACAUCUGUGGUGUCCCAUAUUAUGUCUUGUGGUGAUGGUAUCGAGGGUGAUCGAUCAUAGACACCAUUGGUAUGAUGUUAUAGCUGGGUGUGCAUUGGGUCUAAGCGUGUGUGCACUGGUCUGGCGCAGUCUAUUGCGGGAAGAAGCUCCUCAGAUAUUACCUGUCUGA
Molecule: messenger RNA, 798 nt
Organism: Lachancea lanzarotensis
Lineage: Eukaryota; Fungi; Ascomycota; Saccharomycetes; Saccharomycetales; Saccharomycetaceae
Gene: LPP1
Product: LALA0S11e01442g1_1
Exons: 1
Coding region: 1-798 (265 amino acids)
Biological process (GO): phospholipid metabolic process
Molecular function (GO): phosphatidate phosphatase activity
Source: RefSeq, a predicted model, not a curated record